Laccaria bicolor S238N-H82 is the source of this 2196-nucleotide messenger RNA. RefSeq lists its product as uncharacterized. Bases 1 to 2196 code for a protein of 731 amino acids. The transcript is spliced from 2 exons. The record is from RefSeq and is a predicted model, not a curated record. Gene Ontology annotation, molecular function: Hsp70 protein binding. Lineage: Eukaryota; Fungi; Basidiomycota; Agaricomycetes; Agaricales; Hydnangiaceae.
AUGUUCAAGGCAUGCGAAGACAAUGCCAUUGCACUUGCCGACCUUCCGAAAGCGGUGGCUGAACUUUUGCGGGAACAUGGCCCGUCUCAUGUUAACGUUGAAUGCCUUACCUCUGAAAAUGUCAUCAAGUACCUUGACCUUCAUCCUAACCGGCUGGGGCUCCAUUUAUCGACCGUCGAAACCGAUGCCGCUGUAGAAUGGUUAUCAGCUUUCUGGAUUUGGUUCAACGAAUCUUCUUUGAAGGACGAGCUCUUCCCCAAGCUUCACAAGGUGUACCUUCUGCCGUGCACAGCUGGCUUGAAGACGGCCGAACGUCCCGUGUUUCAGAUAGAUGAUGAGCACUUGGAUCUGGUACAAGAUCUUAUGAUGUUCGGCAUACCAUUUCUGCACUCGGCGUGUGCCGUUCCAGCACAAAAUGUACUAGCCAAGUGCGGAUUGUUGAAGAAGAUCAACGACAUUCACGCUCUUCUCGAAAACCUUUCUUCUUGCUCAUAUGAGGCACUCACUUUGGAUGAGACUAAAGCGCAACGUCUGCUUAAUCACAUCGCUUCGUGCCUGCCAGCCUCAUGUUCGUCUAAUGACCGCCUCAGCGGAGAAAUGCAGAGCACGCUUCGUAGCUUACCAGUGUUCUGUCUCGUAACCACAGAUGGUCACAAUAUCAAGGCUCAACGGACCCACAUCCCCAUUGGCUCAACCGUUCGAGGGAUUGUCGCCACUAGCUUCCGGGCCAUCCUCCCUAGAAUUGCCCAUACUGUCUACAUCGACCUCAGCAAUGACCCACGUGAGAUCCUUCCCUACCUGGAACCUGACCAACCUGAACCAAUGAAGCAUGACCAAUUGCUUCCCCUCGCUGCCGAACACUUGGCUCAGCAACCUCAACGCUUGCAGGCGACGAUCCUCAAACAUAUCAUUGACCACCAACAGUCUACGAAACCAUCCAUCUUGGAACAGUUGCGACAGAGAUCCUUUGUUUACACCAUCGAUGGUACGACAUAUGCUCCUGCCGAUGUAAUUGACCCCUCGUCAUCUUUGGUGGCUCUCUUCCCCGAGAGUAACGACAGAUUAGCUCGCAGGUCGAACAACGUAGAAAAACUGAUCGUCGAGUACCUCGCUUCUUUAGGUCUCCUCCAGUCCUCGUUGACGGGAGUCAUCAUCAAGGAUAGGAUACAAUAUGUCUCGCAACAUACAGCGCCCCCCGUUGCCAAAGCCCUCCUCAAAGUCUUGAGGAGUUCCAAUUUCAAUUGUCAAUCCGUCGAUUUUGACCCACAGGCUCGUUGGCUUCCCACCGCUCAGGGCUUAUUGAACUCCUCUGAGUGUCGUCCACGUCCCACCUCGGAGAAGGAGUCGAGCCUCUUUGAUCAAGUUCUUCAUGUCCUUGAAGACGAAAUCACGGUCUCAGCCUCUCUUCGACUUGCUCUUGGAUGGGAUCGACCCAUUUCGUUUGACAUCUUGGUGAAACAGCUUGAUCGAGUUCUCACGAAGAACAUGACUGGAAAGGUCGCUCCUAUCAUAAGGGAGCUCAGCAAACGGACGUUGACUGUCAAUGGUCUCGAUGCUUUGCGAAAGGUCAUCUCCAAUCGGGGUUGGAUUCCUCAAUCUGGCGACUCCAAUGUUCUCAUCUCGACUGCUGACGCAGUCAUAUCGCAGCCCAUCGAAAAGGCGUUCUACAAGAUAUCUGCUACACUUUCGGAUCGUAAAGAGGUUAAGGAUUUUCUGCGAAUGAUGGGGUGUUCUGACGAGCCAUCUGCAGGUGCUAUUAUCAAGAAACUGGAUGCUCUGCGCGGACAGUCGAUAACGGAGCAGACGGUAUCAUCAUCAAUCAGCCUCUUGAAAGCCCUGCCUCCCAAUCUGGACGACGAGCAACAUAGCAAGAUUUUUGUUCCCGAUAUCAACAUGGUCCUGCAACCAGUAGCCAGUGUGUACUUCAACGACAUUGGCGACCGCUCAAUUCUUGUCAGCGCUGGUGACGGUAUGUUCCAUGCUCAUCCACGAAUGGAUGAAUCCUUCUGCAGGGAUUUAAAGAUGGGGCGGCUGGGUCUUAAGUUCGUUCAUCUACAGACGCCAGGCGAGGACAUGGGAGAGAAGCCCAUCACAACAGUGUCCAGGACGCUUGGACAAUACACAAAGAAACAGCUCCUCCCCGAAUUUAUCGCAAAUGCUUGGACGCCAAAGCGACCGUUUUCUCGGUAUUACUGA